Poecilia latipinna (sailfin molly) is the source of this 3030-nucleotide messenger RNA. RefSeq lists its product as uncharacterized. Gene Ontology annotation, molecular function: signaling receptor binding. The record is from RefSeq and is a predicted model, not a curated record. Bases 277 to 3030 code for a protein of 917 amino acids. Gene Ontology annotation, cellular component: external side of plasma membrane. The transcript is spliced from 13 exons. NCBI's taxonomy places the organism in Eukaryota, Metazoa, Chordata, Actinopteri, Cyprinodontiformes, Poeciliidae. Gene Ontology annotation, biological process: regulation of cytokine production; T cell receptor signaling pathway.
UCCACCAGUCAUUUCAGAAACAUAAAUUCAUAUGUUCCUUUAUUAAAAGGUUUUGUUAAAAGAUUUUGUUAAAAGAUUUUUACAAAAGAGAAAACCUUUUGGGUUUCUGAUAAAUCACUGCAAAAGUUACAACCUACAAUCUGAACACACCUGAUUUUAUUACAUAUAAACUGAGUUGUUGAUGGACUUUGACCCAGAAUCUCAUCUUCCUGUUACUUUGAUCCUUGUUUGAUCAUAAAUGAGUUUCUGCAGAUCAGGUCACUUCAUAAGGAAAAGAUGUUUCCUAUGAAUCUUCUCUCCAUUAUUGCUGGGACUGGCUUCCUGCUCCUCAUUUUCACCUGCAAAGGUGAGGCUCAGCAGACGGAUUUACCUCAGUCAGUUACUGUGAUGGUCGGUGAGGACGUGGUUCUGCCGUGUUUCCUGAAUCCUCCUAAAGAUGCGACUAAGAUGACAGUGGAGUGGGGCAGACCCGACCUGAAACCCAGAUUUGUGUUUGUGAAUCUCGAUGGUAAAGAAUAUUCAGCCGACCAAAAUGAAGCCUUCAGGGGAAGAUCGUCAAUGAUCCCCGAAAAUCUGAAACAUGGAGACGUUUCACUGAAACUCUCUGAUGUCAGAAUAUCUGACAGUGGAAGAUACAGAUGCUACUUUCCCAGAGAGAAGAAGGAAUAUUUCAUUGAGCUUGUUGUUGGCUCCGCCUCCUCACCUGGUGCCAGUUUAUCUGGACUGGAUGUCAGCAGCAGUGGAGUGAUGCUGGACUGCAGCGCUGCAGGCUGGUAUCCAGAACCUGAGAUGUUCUGGCUGGACGGAGACGGAAACAUCAUGUCUGCUGGAGCUGCAGAGAAAAGCACAGAUCCUGAUGGUGUUUACACUGUUAGCAGCAGAGUGACUGUAGAGAAGAGAAACAACAACAACUUUACCUGCAGAGUCCAGCAGAGAGACAUCAACCAGAGCAGAGAGACACACAUUCAUGUUCCAGAUGGUUUCUUCGUUCCUCAGCCUGACUGCAAUAGUUUGAACAUUUUUGCUGUGAUUCUGGGCCUCAUGAUUCUCAUUGGAGCUGCUGGUUUUAUCUGGAAAUGGAGGAAAACUGAAAUAUCAAAGAAGAAGCUAAAAGAAGAAAUGAAUGAGGAGAAAAAGCAGCUCAUGACAAAAGAAAAGGAGAAUUUGUCUGAGAAGGAAUCAAAACUUGAGGAAGAGAUAAAACAUAGAAAUGAGGAUCAGAGAAUCAUUGAUCAGCUGAUUGAAGGAUUAAUGGAGAUGUCAGAGGAACUGAAGGAUCAGAGAAAAAAACUCAGUGAUCAAAGAGAGAAGACAGAGAGAAUGAUUGAGGAGGAUGAGGAGAAGCUUAACUCAGUUAUUGAUGAAGAAAGAAACCAGACGGGGAGCGUGAUGGAGAAGAGAGCAACAGGAUACUUAAAACUGAAGGAAAUCAUGACAGAGAGUCUAGAUAAAAUGGAUAAGAGGAAACAAGAUCAUCAAGAUGUGGAAAUGAUGACAGAGAAACUAAUAGAGAAAACAUGUAAAGAGGUUAAAAUGCUGAAGGAGAGGAAACAGGAAAUAGAGAAAAAUGUAGAGAAAAUUAAAAAACAACUUGAAGAAACGGCCGGUUUGAUGCUGCAGGACGGAGCUGCAGAGCUGCAGGGCUCUGAGGAGUUUGUUGGUCUGGACUUAUUAAACUCCCUCAUUACUCUCCAGACAUUAGCAUCGUCUGUCGGCUCACACUGGACAAGAACAAAGGAGACGAUGCAUUCAGAAAGGAUGAUUCUCGUUCCUCAGAGUUUCUCUCUAAAACCUUCGAUCAAAGCCGUUGUGUUUGGUUUCCUGCUCCUGGGAUUCACCUGCAAAGGUCAGUCCCUGCAGACGGAGCGUCCUCGCCUCGUUGCAGCGAUGCUCGGUGAUGACGUGGUUUUACCGUGUCACCUGGGAGGUUCUGUGAACCCCGAUGAGUUGGUGCUGGAAUGGGGGAGACUGGACCUGAACCCCAGAUUUGUGUUCAUGUGGUUUGAAGGGAGUGAAAAUGUAAAUGAAAAAAACACGGCCUACAAGGGAAGAACGUCUCUGUUCACAGACAGACUGAAAGACGGAGACGUUUCUCUGAGACUGACGGGCUCCGCCUCCUCACCUGGUGCCAGUUUAUCUGGACUGGAUGUCAGCAGCAGUGGAGUGAUGCUGGACUGCAGCGCUGCAGGCUGGUAUCCAGAACCUGAGAUGUUCUGGCUGGACGGAGACGGAAACAUCAUGUCUGCUGGAGCUGCAGAGAAAAGCACAGAUCCUGAUGGUGUUUACACUGUUAGCAGCAGAGUGACUGUAGAGAAGAGAAACAACAACAACUUUACCUGCAGAGUCCAGCAGAGAGACAUCAACCAGAGCAGAGAGACACACAUUCAUGUUCCAGAUGGUUUCUUCGUUCCUCAGCCUGACUGCAGCGUUUCUAUCGGCUCUAUUGUGGUUCUGGUUUUCACUCUUAUUAUUGGAGCUGCUACUUUCACCUGGAAAUGGAGGCAAACUGAAAUAUCAAAGAUGAAGCUAAAAGAAGAAGUGAAUGAGGAGAAAAAGCAGCUCAUGACAAAAGAAAAGGAGAAUUUAUCUGAGAAGAAAUCAGAACUUGAGGAAGAGAUAAAACAUAGAAAUGAGGAUCAGAGAAUCAUUGAUCAGCUGAUUGAAGGAUUAAUGGAGAUGUCAGAGGAACUGAAGGAUCAGAGAAAACAACUCAGUGAUGAAAGAGAGAAGACAGAGAGAAUGAUUGAGGAGGAUGAGGAGAAGCUUAACUCAGUUAUUGAUGAAGAAAGAAACCAGACGGGGAGCGUGAUGGAGAAGAGAGCAACAGGAUACUUAAAACUGAAGGAAAUCAUGACAGAGAGUCUAGAUAAACUGGAUAAGAGGAAAAAAGAUCAUCAACAUGUGGAGCUGAUGACAGAGAAACUAAUAGAGAAAACAUGUAAAGAGGUUAAAAUGCUGAAGGAGAGGAAACAGGAAAUAGAGAAAAAUGUAGAGGAAAUUAAAAAAGAACUUGAAGAAAUGAAGACAUGA